GCGCGGUGGGCGUGAUCCGGGCACUUAGGGCAGGAUGAACGCUGCUUUCCAAGAUGGCGACGGAGGGAGGAGGGAAGGAGAUGAACGAGAUUAAGACCCAGUUCACCACCCGGGAAGGUCUGUACAAGCUGCUGCCGCACUCGGAGUACAGCCGGCCCAACCGGGUACCCUUCAACUCGCAGGGAUCCAACCCUGUCCGCGUCUCCUUCGUAAACCUCAACGACCAGUCUGGCAACGGAGACCGCCUCUGCUUCAAUGUGGGCCGGGAGCUCUACUUCUAUAUCUACAAGGGGGUCCGCAAGGCUGCUGACUUGAGUAAACCAAUAGAUAAAAGGAUAUACAAAGGAACACAGCCUACUUGUCAUGACUUCAACCACCUAACAGCCACAGCAGAAAGUGUCUCUCUCCUAGUGGGCUUUUCCGCAGGCCAAGUCCAGCUAAUAGACCCAAUCAAAAAAGAAACUAGCAAACUAUUUAAUGAGGAAAACUCUUGUCAGCCCUUGUGGAAGGUGGAUUGGAAUGAAGAGAGAAGAGGUAGCAAGACCAGUGAGGAGGCUCUAGUAACUGUCCAGAGACUAAUAGACAAGUCACGAGUAACCUGUGUCAAAUGGGUUCCCGGUUCGGAAAGCCUUUUCCUAGUAGCCCAUUCAAGUGGGAACAUGUACUUGUAUAAUGUGGAGCACACUUGUGGCACCACAGCCCCCCACUACCAGCUUCUGAAGCAGGGCGAGAGCUUUGCCGUGCACACUUGCAAGAGCAAAUCCACAAGGAACCCUCUCCUUAAGUGGACGGUGGGCGAGGGGGCCCUCAACGAGUUUGCUUUCUCCCCAGAUGGCAAGUUCUUGGCGUGUGUGAGCCAGGACGGGUUUCUGCGGGUGUUCAACUUUGACUCAGUGGAGCUGCACGGCACCAUGAAAAGCUACUUUGGAGGCUUGCUGUGCGUGUGCUGGAGCCCGGACGGCAAGUACAUUGUGACAGGCGGAGAGGACGACCUGGUCACAGUCUGGUCUUUUGUAGACCGCCGGGUGAUAGCUAGAGGCCACGGGCACAAGUCCUGGGUCAGUGUGGUGGCAUUUGAUCCCUAUACCACUAGUGUAGAAGAAAAUGACCCUAUGGAGUUUAGUGGCAGUGACGAGGACUUCCAAGACCUUCUUCACUUUGGCAGAGAUCGAGCAAAUAGCACACAAUCCAGGCUCUCCAAACGGAACUCUACAGAGAGCCGCCCCGUCAGUGUUACGUACCGAUUCGGCUCCGUGGGCCAGGAUACGCAGCUCUGCCUGUGGGACCUAACGGAAGACAUCCUUUUCCCUCACCAGCCCCUCUCGAGAGCAAGGACACACACAAAUGUCAUGAAUGCCACAAGUCCUCCUUCUGGGGGCACUGGGAACAGUGUCACAAGCCCGGGCAACUCUGUGCCCCCUCCGCUGCCACGGUCCAACAGCCUCCCCCAUGCCGCCGUGUCCAGUGCCAGCAGCAAGAGCAGUGUGGCGGAUGGGGCCGUUGCUUCUGGGGCCAGCAGAUUCGCAACGCUCUCACUGCACGACCGGAAGGACAGGCACCAUGAGAAGGACCACAAGCGGAACCACAGCAUGGGGCACAUUUCUAGCAAGAGCAGCGACAGACUGAACCUAGUUACUAAGACGAGAACGGACCCCGCCAAAACUCUGGGAACACCCCUGUGUCCACGAAUGGAAGACGUUCCCUUGUUAGAGCCGCUCAUCUGUAAAAAGAUAGCACAUGAAAGGCUGACUGUGUUAAUUUUUCUUGAAGACUGUAUAGUCACUGCUUGUCAGGAGGGAUUUAUUUGCACAUGGGGAAGGCCUGGUAAAGUGGUAAGUUUUAAUCCUUGAUGCUGCGCCAGAACCUGAGUAGGCAGUGACGCUUUCCUACGGGAGGGGUGGGGUGUACGAUGAAUGUGAGUGACACUUCUUACCCUAAUGUAAGUCUAAAUGCAUCAGAGCCAUAAUUUUGGAUACUGCAUGCCAUGUAAUUCUGAAUCAUUUGAUAAUUCACCUUAGAACAUUUAAAAAAAUAUAAUCAAACUAAUUGCCAGCCAGUCAGUCACCCUCCUGGGAGUAUAUAGAGCCCAAGGCUAGCGUUCCUGUAUCAGACAACUUCAGUUUUAGGAGAAUCAUGACAGUGUGGGAAAUGACUUUAAAAUAAUGAAAUUAAAAUUUCUGCUUCAACUGGAAUAUUUUUGCUUAACUACCCAGUUAGAAUAUUGUAUACCUGAUCAGAGCGUGCUCACUAUGGACGGCCAUUAAUUGUCAUUUAUAGUCCAGUUUUUUAUCUUAAUCAUAAAAUGUUUAGGAAUCUAUGAAAUUUAACUUUAGGAACAAAGCGUUCAGCAGGGUUGAUUGAUAACUCUUUUCACGUUGUUCUGGCAAUCCACAGAAAAAGAAGAGCCUUAAUUUUUAAAACCCAUUUUAGUCAUUUUAUGACAAUUAAAGUUGUUUAAUAAACAUCUUUUUCAAAGAAGCAGUUUGUAGCACUCUGAUUGAGAUUCGGUGCACUCCAUAAAAUGCCACAGUCCUCAGAGCCUAGACAGCUAACGAGCUGCAGGCUGGGGGCGCCACCUGCUGUUGUGAAGUGCCUCUCGCCACAGAAGCCAAGAUCUUUAUGUCAAAUGCGCUUUAUGUUUUUUUUCCAACAAGGGAAAAGAGGUUUUGUUUUCUUUUGUUUUUUGUGGGUGUUUUUGUUUUUUUUCGUUUGGUCAAAAAGGCACAUGGCUGCAGGCCCCAGGCAGACCCUCAGCUUUGCUUUGUGAAGGCUCAUUGACGCCACUGCGAGCGUUUCCUGAAGGCACUGGUCUGGGUUCUGUUCUCCCUCCAGAGGGGAAGCACCAGAGCAGGUUUGCCCCCUUUUCUUAUUGUUGGAUGGCUGUCAAGAUUCCAGGAUCAUUCUUGGGACACUGAGGCUGACCUGUCCCGUGGGCUGUGUCCCUGGACCAGGAGCACAUCACCCUGCAGCCUGGGUAGUGGCUGCUCAGGACACGGUGUGCUCACACCCCUGCAGGAGACCCGGUUCCCUGGGAAACUGCAGUGUGUGACCCUCAUUCCUUAAGAUCCCUACCAUCUGGGUGAGGAGUUUCCAGUUCGUUUUCACAGUGGAUGAGAUGGUUCUUUGCGCUAUAUAUUUUAUGUCAAGUUGACGAUUAUAUUGUUUGUUAACUUAUUUUGGUAUUUAGGUUGUUUUUCUAUUUUGCACACCUUUGUAAUUAAAUAGAUACUGAUUGUUUAUCCUUGUUUGAGUAGUGAAUGCAAUCCAGGGAAGUGAAGGCUGGGAGACCGGCACCACGGUGAGGGGGCCGCAGCAGCUCUGCGCGCUCUUGAGCACUCCCCGCAGGCCAGGCCAGGCUGGGGUCUGCGUCCUGCUCCCGCACGCGUCACACUGGGCAUGCCCUCCGCACCCAUUGUGCUCCCUGGUGUGUGGGUUUCUGUUACCUGGUAGCCGGCGCAGUGUCCUGCCACGUGAAAACCAUAGUGGCCUUCCAGGUGCACCUCAGCCUGGUUUUGCUUCUGGUCCUUCUUAUUGUUAAGAUAUGGUCCUUUGUUCCUAAAUGUUAACUAGUCUAAGGUGGCAAAGACAGCCAUCCUUGUGGAUGUUUCAACUUUGGAGGCUAAAUUGGGCUGUCGGGUGGAGAGAUUAGUAAUCACUUCUCCACAUGCAAUUAUAUGUACCUACAAAGUUUCGGAAAUUCAGUGUCAAAUGCUUCUGAGGCAUUGAGUAUGCAGUUUCAAAAUUCAGGACUUUGUAUUUGGUCUAAGUGAAGAGGGGCUGAUCGGAGGUAAGUGGCCUUUAUGGGGAAGCUUACUGCAGCCUUUCGACCCUGGUGCCAGCAGUGGCCUGGCUGUGGACAUGCGUGCCCUGGGGACCCACGCCGGAGCCACAGGCGCCAUGCGGAUCCUCCAGCCCUCUAGCGUGCUCAGCUAGCAGGGGGUCAGGCCAGACCGUGGCCAGGCGACUCACCUAGGAGGCCGUCUGGUGGUGGGGGUUGUAGGGGGUGGCAGAGGCCAGAGGAGAGGAUUACUGUGUCCUUGAAAACAGGCUCUGAAAUGUGCCAGUGGGAAGAAGCCUGUGGUGUCCCCCCACUCGCCCCUCUGCCUUGAGAAACGACGAUCAUGACACAGUGGAAUCUGAGGCUUGGUCACAAUCUUGUUCUUCCGUUUCUGCUGGUGAGUGUGUCCUCAACAUCUGUCUGGUGCCCUGUCUGAGCCCCUUGCUGGAGGUCAGGUUCCGGGGACGCUGCAUGGCUGACCCCUGGCCCCGCCACACCCUGCUCGGUGCUCCGCGCCCCUGACACCUGCCCCCUUUCUUUGACGGCCAGCAGAGCACUUCUCCUGCAGGCAGGAGCACAGAAUGCAAGGCGUUCUCCGAGACCAGGACUGAAGUGGCCGGCAUCUUGAGAAGAGGGCACUGGAGGGGGUGGCUCCCUCCUCCCCUGGAUUCACGCCUCAGUGGGGGCCCUUGUGGACCUGGUUGGGGGGGCGCGGGGCCCGAUUUCAGGUGCAGGGGGAACCUGGGGAGCGUUUCUGUCAUUUUCUCACCAAACUUUGAGCUUCAUUGAAAUUUGCAAAGUUUUUCAGCUUAAACAUCCUGAACAGGAAUAUGUUUUCUAAUUUAACCUCUGGAAUAAAACAGCUGUUUGGGGAAGAGGAGGCUCUGGCCAUUUGGUUAGUGUGACUUUUCUCUUGUGAGCUGAAACACAGGUAAGAAAAGCACAGCCAGAGCUCGGCUCCCUCCCAGCAAGAAGGGCCUCCCUGUGUGCCCAGAGCCCCCCCAGGGGCGCAGCGGGGCGGGGGCCUGUCUGCCUGCCCUGCUCUGGCUCACCUCUCUUAAACUGGGAACCCCAGAAGCCAGGUUUCCGCUGGGCAUUGGUGAGGCAGGUUCCUGAAGCCCCCAGCUGCCCCUGCUGCAGCCCUUCUCAGAGAUCCUCCUGUUGUCCAGGGGCUGGGGAAUUAAAAAUCCCCUGAGAGGGCUGGAGAAGAAAGCCUUUGGAAAACCUUGCCUUCUCCUAAAAGCAAAUGUGUGAGAGGGAGUAGGCAGACUCUUUAAAAAUAACCCAUAAUGCUGGGUUCUAAAUUUACUUAAAUAGUGGUAAAGAAUCUUAAUUUUGUCUUUGUGUUGAUUGAACCUUCUGGCAUUUUUGAAGUGUUCUGUGAGCCAUUGGCUUGGGACUUAAAGGCCUAUGAUAGAAAAAUGGAGGCAUUGAAAAACAGAAAUAAGCUAUAACAAUGACUACUAAUUGCCUCUGACACCCAGAAACCAAGAGGAACAAAAAUGCUUUGAAGCUUCACCAGUUUCACGGCACGUACACAGCCCCCAGGUGCGGUGCAGCGUUCUGCUUCACUCACUUAACAUCCGAGUCCUGGCAGAGAGCCAGGCAGCCAUUUCUUCCCAAUUCCUCUACUUCCUGUGGGGCAGCUUUAAUUUUUAAGAAAUCGUCAAGUAUUGUGUUUGCACUGAGUUGGCGAAGCCACUUCUCAGGUGUCUGCACCUGGGUACAAGCUCAUCGUCUCGUGCUUGGAGGGAGAUGUUUAUUUCUUUGCCGAGGAAGCUCAAAGUGUGAGGGGAAAAGCGAAAGGGUCAGGGAGGCGCCACGUGCUGUGCAGCCCUGUCGAGGAAGGGCUAGCAGCGGGGCUCAAUUGCUGAUUUUCCAGAAGAGACGCACGGAGCGCAGCUUCCCGUUCUGCGUGGGAGGGCGACCUGUGGUGGCCGCCACGCAUAGGUGAACAAGGGGAAGCAGUCGCCUCUGACUGGCAGUCCCAUUGUGCUGGGGGUGUCCACUGUUGGGGUUCCCCUCGGCAGGGAACCUCUGCGGCCGUGUGUGGGCCUGAAAAGUCACCUGGAGAUGUCUGCUGCCUGGGGCGCACAGCAGGGAAUAGUCCGCAAGGCCCUCCCCUUGGGCUGCUUUGGGUCGCCAAGGGGCUCAGCCCCAUGACCCGGGCAUGGCCAGUGAGAGCAGCCUGCAGCCUGGAAGGUGAAGUCCAGUCACAUUAACAAGCACUUGUAUUCAGCUGUGCCCUUUGAAACAGAGACCCCAAGUUCAAACCUACAUGAAAAUGCUCCUCCGGGAGAGAGAAACCGUCCCACUGGUAUUGACUUUCUGUUCAUCCCUGCAUCUGUUACAUGAACUUUGUGUCAUAGUUAAAUUGCUGUUUCUUGAUUUUAAA
Molecule: messenger RNA, 6173 nt
Organism: Manis pentadactyla (Chinese pangolin)
Lineage: Eukaryota; Metazoa; Chordata; Mammalia; Pholidota; Manidae
Gene: WDR20
Product: WD repeat domain 20
Molecular function (GO): protein binding
Source: RefSeq, a predicted model, not a curated record